AUGUCAGUACCUGUCAUUCAGGCGGGAGAUAUUCCCGUGCUAGACACAGCCAAGAACGAGGGCAAGUUUACCGACGCCGACCUCAAGACUCCUCACCACGACUAUACAAACAAUUUGUCCGAGAGCGACGACGAGGUCUACGACAGCAGAAACCCAUUCCUCGACCCCGAUGUCGCGGCACACUGGAAGUCAGUCUACGAGGCCUCUACUUAUGAAUGCCGCCACAAGUUCGACCCUGACUUGAAAUGGACUGAGGAAGAGGAGAAGAAACUUGUUCGCAAGCUAGACUGGCGUGUGUGCCUGUGGGCUUGUAUAAUGUUUUUCGGUCUUCAAGUAGAUCGUGGUAACCUUACCCAGGCUGUAUCGGACAACUUCCUUGCUGAUCUUGGCAUGAAUACAAAUGACUACAACUAUGGAAAUACAGUCUUCCUAGUCGCUUUCCUCGUGGCUGAGUUGCCCUCGCAAUUGGUAUCCAAAAAGAUCGGACCGGACAGGUGGAUUCCAAUGCAGAUUUGCUUGUGGUCUCUUGUUGCAAUGUUCCAAUGCUUCUUAAGGGGUAGAGGUGAUUUUCUUGCGACCCGUGCUCUUCUAGGAGUCUUGGAGGGAGGGUUCAUCCCUGAUAUUAUUCUGUGGCUGAGUUAUUUCUACACGUCCAAGGAGCUGCCGAUUCGUCUAAGCUACUUCUGGACUGCUCUAUCUACGACGACGAUUAUCACUUCGAUCCUGGCCUUCGGUCUGCUUCGCCUGCGUGGUGUUGCGGGAUGGGGUGGCUGGAGAUGGCUGUUUUUGAUCGAAGGACUCAUCACGCUUUCGGUCGGCAUCGCUUCAUUCUUCCUCAUGCCUGCCUCUGCGGUGCAAACAAAAACAUGGUUUCGACCCAAUGGCUGGUUUACUGAUCGCGAAGAAGCCAUCGUGGUCAACCGUGUUCUACGCGACGACCCUUCCAAGGGAGAUAUGCACAACCGACAGGCCAUCACGCCCAGAUUACUUUGGGAGUCUAUGAAGGACUACGACCUGUGGCCGAUUUAUAUCCUCGGCUUUAUGGUCUUCAUACCGCAGAGUCCGGCAACGAAGUAUGUCACAAUAGUGCUAACUUCAUCCGGGUUCGAUACAUUCACCACUAAUUUAUUGACCAUUCCGGCCAGCGUCUUCCACAUCAUUACCCUCAUUCUCUUGACACGUUUAUCGGAUCGCUUUAAUGAACGUUCACUCGUUGCCAUGAUCCAAUCAGUCUGGACUCUGCCAUGUAUUAUCGCGUUAAAGCUUUGGUCAGAUGUCAUCACCGACCGUUGGGGAACAUACGCAGUAGUGACGGUGCUGCUUUCGUACCCAUAUUGCCAUGCUAUUCUCGUGGCCUGGACCUCAAAGAACUCUAAUAAUGUUGGCACGCGUUCUGUUUCAGCUGCACUAUACAACAUGUUUGUUCAGUUGGGCAAUAUUGCUGCUAGUUUCAUUUAUCGAGAUGAUGAUAAGCCCAAGUACAGACGUGGCAAUGGUGCUCUAAUUGGUAUCAAUGUUGCCUGCAUCGUGUUGUUCCUCUUGACUAAAGUAUACUACGUCUGGAGAAACAAGCAGCGCGAUGCGGUGUGGAACGCGAUGACUGAGGAGGAAAGACAUAACUAUACAAGGAACACGAAGUUGCAAGGAAGUCGAAGGCUAGACUUUAGAUUUGCACACUAAAGUAAUGAAGGUGUACCUCGAGGGAUACCUGAAAGCACAACGGUAUUCUGCAAUAUAUGAUCAUACUGCCUCGACCCCGAAGAAAUAUUGACAUGUAAGGUCGAAAUUGACAAGUACGAAUGGGCGGUACUCGGGCGGUCGCUGUCGGACGGCCAUGGCCCACCGGCUAGUGUUCUCGAUGCAAACAGUCAAUAGCCACAAUAGCCACAAUAACAACCAAAACUUAUCAGCGUGUCCGAGUCCAUAUGGAUUCACAUUUGAAAUGAAUCAUUGCUGUCGAAGUUUGCUAUUGCCGUUGUCACGUCUAUGGUCAGAUAACGUGGGCACAGGCGGCCGCGCUGUAUAACACGGUGCAAAUGCGGCCAC
Truncatella angustata is the source of this 2046-nucleotide messenger RNA. RefSeq names its product major facilitator superfamily domain-containing protein. The record is from RefSeq and is a predicted model, not a curated record. Bases 1 to 1680 code for a protein of 559 amino acids. Gene Ontology annotation, cellular component: membrane. Gene Ontology annotation, biological process: transmembrane transport. Gene Ontology annotation, molecular function: transmembrane transporter activity. The transcript is spliced from 10 exons. NCBI's taxonomy places the organism in Eukaryota, Fungi, Ascomycota, Sordariomycetes, Amphisphaeriales, Sporocadaceae.